GCGAAGGCCCCCCCCCGGUUGGGGCUGGCCGCGGCGGCGCCUGCGCCGGGAUGUCGGCGGGUGCGGGGUGCCCGCUGGCCGAGGACAGCUUCACCCGCUUCUCGUCGCAGAGCAACGUGUACGGGCUGGCGGCGCUGGGCGCGGCGGGGCCGGGCGGGCUGCUGGUGGCCACGCUGAAGGGGAAGGUGAUCCACUUCCGCUACCACCACCUCAGCCACGGCCUGCGGCCCCUGGCCCGCGAGCUCCAGUUCACCUACAUCCCCGUGGACGCCGAGAUCGUCUCCAUCGACACCUUCUGCAAGUCGCCGCCCAAGCGGGGCCUGGUGGUGGGAAUCACCUUCAUCAAGGACUCCGGAGACAAAGCCACCCCCUUCCUCAACAUCUACUGCGACUACGAGCCGGGAUCCGAGUACGACUUGGACUCCAUCGCCCAGAGCUGCCUGAAUCUGGAGCUGCGCUUCACCCCGUUCCAGCUCUACCACGCCGAAGUGUGCGUCGGGGACCAGCCCGAGACCGUCUUUCUCCUCAGCGGGAACGACCCCAGCAUCCACCUCUACAAGGAGAAUGAGGGGCUGCACCAGUUCGAGGAGCAGCCCGUGGAGGACCUCUUCCCCGAGCUCCAGGAGCUGCCCAGCAACGUGCUGUGGCUGGACGUCUGCAACCUGCCUGGCUCCGGGCAGCGGCUCACGGCCCUCGGCUGCCAAAGCGGCUACGUCCGGGUAGCCUGGGUGGACCAGACCAGCAGAGUGGUGCUACAGAGCUGGAGCAUCCAGCAGGAUGGGCCCAUCUCCAGGGUCCUGGUGUUCCCGCUGCCCCUCCAGGAGCCGGCCCCGAGCGGUGACACUGAGGACCCACCGCAGGGUUACAGUGUGCUGGUGAGCAGCACCAUGGAGCUGACUGUUGUGUACCGGGACGUGCUGCGCCAGGGCCUGGGCGACCAGCUGGUGCUGCCGGGCAGUGACCAGCACGACAGCGUCCUCUGCGCCCUGGUCACUGAUGUCGACUUUGAUGGUGCCCACGAGAUCCUGCUGGGCACCUAUGGACAGGAGCUGCUGUGCUACAAGCCCCGGGGCCCGGGGGCCGAGUUCCAGCUGUGUUGGCGACGGAGCUUCCCCAGCCCCCUGCUCUCCCUGCUCUACGCCGACCUGACGGGCGAUGGGCUGCGGGAGCUGGCUGUCGUCUGCCUCAAGGGGCUGCAUGUCCUGCAGCACAGCCUGACGCAGACGGCGCAGUAUCUCCUGGAGCGGCUGCGCAGCCGCGUGGCUCGACGCUGCCCCCGGGAGGGGGAGACGGGGCCGGAGUGACGCCCGUGGGCAGCUGGGAGCCAGAGGGCUCGGGGCCACGGGACCUUACGCUUUGCAGACGCCCCCUCCCCUGGCCUUCCUGGAGCAGCGUGGCCCCCGGCGCCUGGACUCCUGGGUUCUCAGCCCCCGAACGUAACCCCCCCCAGCCGAUGUAAAUGCUCAUUAAACCCCCUUUCCCAGUC
Messenger RNA from Alligator mississippiensis (American alligator), 1486 nucleotides. RefSeq names its product kaptin, actin binding protein (gene KPTN). The transcript is spliced from 12 exons. Bases 51 to 1304 code for a protein of 417 amino acids. Gene Ontology annotation, biological process: negative regulation of TORC1 signaling; cellular response to amino acid starvation; actin filament organization. Lineage: Eukaryota; Metazoa; Chordata; Crocodylia; Alligatoridae. Gene Ontology annotation, molecular function: actin filament binding. Gene Ontology annotation, cellular component: lamellipodium; KICSTOR complex; actin cytoskeleton. The record is from RefSeq and is a predicted model, not a curated record.